AUGCAGGACUACAGCAAGCUCACAGUAGCGAAGCUGAAAGAAGAGCUCGAUAAGCGAGGCCUACCAAAAGCUGGCUUGAAGGCCGCGCUUGUGCAACGGUUGGAAGAGGCGGACAAGGAGGCCCAAGUUGAACAGCCAGAUACGGAACAGCUGGUACAAAACAACAAAGAUGUGAACAGCCAAAUAGACCAAGUUGCAUUAGUCGCGAAUGCCUUUCCAGAGCCCGAAGAAAUCUCCCCUGCUCAGCACGAAACGGUCAAUGAGGGCGAAACUGUGUUCAAGGCUACGAACGGGAAUGCUGCUACAAGAACGGAAAAUGAGCAGACCAAAGAGGUAGCCGCAACACAGGAGCAAAUGGGUCAUGAGGAGCCGGCUGCGCCUGCCUCAGAGGGCGAAGAAGAUGUCCUACCUGGAACGAUUACCCAUCAAUCAACUUUCAAUGAAUGUGUGACCGAAAAGCAGCUCCCAACACCAGUACAGACUCAGCCAGAGUCAUCGAAUAUGAUUCUCCCAACGUCAACCCAAACGUCUGUCGCACCAGAAGAGCUCGCAGAAGACUCAAGAAAGCGAAAGAGACGAAGCCAAACACCGCCACCUUCGUCCGUUGAUACGUCGAAAAGGUUGAGAUCAGAAAUCAUGUCAAACGGGAGGCCUGAUGUCAGGCUUCCGGAAGAUUUGACAUCGCAAAAUACACCAAGGGAAGCAGAUUCAGAGGCUCUCGUGGGAGGGAGUCAGCUCAAUGGGCGAGGCGAGCUUGCCGAACCAGAGGAAACAAGUCAAUCUGGCGCAACAGGAGCUGAACAGAAUGGACAUGCGUCUCAAAACGAAGUCAUAGCCUCUCCUACUUAUAAAAGGCCGUCGCGUUCACGUUCACGAUCACGAACACCACCAGCAUCCAACAGGUCCGACCAGCAUCAAAAAGCCCCAACCUCAGAUCGCCGCUUUCACUCCCUCACAGCCCCCUCAAGCAAAGCCAAAUCGCCGCCUUCAUCUCAACCGGACACCGUAGACCGCGAUAUACCGCCAUCUGUGCACCCUGCGACCAGUGCCAUUUACAUCCGCAACUUGAUGCGCCCACUCAACCCAUCCUCCUUGAAAGCCCACCUUACCUCCCUCGCAAACUCCACUUCCACCACCUCCUCUUCCCCUGCAAAUGAAGAAGAAGUCAUCACAACCUUCCACAUUGACGCAAUCCGCACUCACGCCCUUGUAAACUUCACCAGCACAUCCUCCGCCUCUCGCGUGCGCGCAAAUCUCCAUGAUCGCGUCUGGCCAAACGAGCGAGAUCGAAAGACCCUGUGGAUCGAUUUCGUGCCGGAGGAGAAGCUACAGACGUGGAUCGAGGUUGAGAGCUCGAGAGCAGGUGGUGGAUCGCGGGAAGGGAACAAGCGGUGGGAGGUCAUAUAUGAGACGGAGGAGGAUGGCGUGAGGGCGUAUCUACAGGAGGUGAGGAGUGCUGCUCAGCCGGGGCCUCAGGCGCCUCCAUCGCAGCCGCAACGACCAUUUGCGGCCGCAAACCCGAGCUCGGGCAGCAACGCGGAGCCCAAAGUGAAGAGGGUGGAAGCAGAAAGUAAAGAGUUCAAAGCCCUGGACGACCUUUUUCUCUCGACCAUGACCGCAAAACCGAAGCUAUAUUACCUGCCUGCUACCAAACCAAUUGCUGAACGUCGUUUAGAAGUUUUGGCGCAAGGCAAGGGAGGAGGGAGAGGAGGCGAUGAGAUGAGAAGGUUUAGUUUCAAUGAUGAAGGCAGGAUCGUGGACAAGGGGCCAGAAUUUGGAUGGAAGAGAGGCGGAAGAGGCGGUGGUAGGGGCGGUAGAGUGACUGAAAGGGAGGAAAGGGGCGGAUAUAGUGGGUACAGGGCCAGAGGAACUGGCGGCUAUGGGCGAGGAGGUGAUAGAUGGGGUGGAAGGGGAUACUGA
Molecule: messenger RNA, 1920 nt
Organism: Bacidia gigantensis
Lineage: Eukaryota; Fungi; Ascomycota; Lecanoromycetes; Lecanorales; Ramalinaceae
Exons: 1
Coding region: 1-1920 (639 amino acids)
Source: RefSeq, a predicted model, not a curated record